GCUGCGGUAACUUGAGGCGUGAAGGCAAUCGACACGAGGGGCAGUCCAAUGCGACCUUACGUUGAUCUGGACGGCGAGCUACUGCCGCUGUGGCAUUCUGAUUCACCCAGGGCAAUCCACACGAGAGUCAAGACACCCCUCAUUGGUACGACCUACAGCCUGGCACUGAUCCACAUUAUUGUAUGCUGUCGUGCACUGGGUGACAGACAGCCGCCGCCCUCCUCUGCCCACGAUGCGAGGGUGUGUGUGCUGGAGAGAAUACGUCAUCGAGAGCACCGGUGCUAUCCUUGGGCUGCAAACUCAAAUGGCUCAGAAUGUAAAGGUCGAUAGUUCUUCGUGUCUGUUUAUCCGCCUCUUCAGCCCCAACGCGUACAAAUUGUGCUGUCUUGGCUGAACAUGAUCUACUAGCUCCAGAACAGAAUUGUGCAACUGGAUUUCUCACAACACCGCCGAGCCCUCCCAGCGCGAACAGUAGAAGCUGUCUACCUACAUAGGGAAGACGCCUACGGUGACGACCAAAGCCGAACGGCCC
Messenger RNA from Mycena citricolor, 532 nucleotides. NCBI's taxonomy places the organism in Eukaryota, Fungi, Basidiomycota, Agaricomycetes, Agaricales, Mycenaceae. The record is from the annotation of a GenBank genome assembly.